Messenger RNA from Diabrotica balteata, 381 nucleotides. NCBI's taxonomy places the organism in Eukaryota, Metazoa, Arthropoda, Insecta, Coleoptera, Chrysomelidae. The record is from the annotation of a GenBank genome assembly.
AUGAUGGGACCAGUCAAUCAAAAGCCAUUACCAGAACAACCCUUUCCCUGGUUAACUGAUCGCCAGGUCUCAACAAUACCUAAAGCUAUAAUAAAAGAAGGAGAAGGGCAAUUUUGGGUAUAUCCUAGUCCACAGUUGUUUUGGAAUACCAUGCUGAGAAAAGGUUGGAAAUGGAGAGAUGAUGAUAUUGAACAAGGAGAUAUGGACAACAUAAUAAAAAUUCACAAUACCAAUAACGAACAAGCAUGGCAAGAAGUUUUAAAAUGGGAGCACAAGACUACAGUCCCAGAGCUAGAAUUCGCCAUCUUUUGGGAUAUGAAUUACCUUUUGACAGACACGACUGGAUUGUUGAUAGAUGCGGAAAGGACGUCCGGUAUGUAA